Molecule: messenger RNA, 1704 nt
Organism: Alexandromys fortis (reed vole)
Lineage: Eukaryota; Metazoa; Chordata; Mammalia; Rodentia; Cricetidae
Gene: Vsir
Product: V-set immunoregulatory receptor
Exons: 7
Coding region: 106-1041 (311 amino acids)
Biological process (GO): negative regulation of alpha-beta T cell activation; regulation of immune response
Cellular component (GO): plasma membrane
Source: RefSeq, a predicted model, not a curated record
UCCGACAGGCGGUGUGUACAGCAGGAUCCCUGUACUCCCGGAGCCCCGCUUGCUCCACGCGCACCCCAGCAGUCUGUGUCUGCUCUUCCUCGGCUCGACGGCGACAUGGGUGUCCCCACGGUCCCAGAGGCCUGCGGCUUGCGCUGUGGGACCCUGCUCCUCGCUCUUUUCCUGACUGCAUCCAGAGGUCCAGCAGCGGCCUUCAAGGUAGCCACCCCGUAUUCUCUGUACGUGUGUCCUGAAGGGCAGAACGUCACCCUCACCUGCAGGAUCCUGGGCUCUGUGCCCAAAGGGCACGACGCGACCUUCUACAAGGCAUGGUACCUCAGCUCGCGAAGUGAGGUUCAAGUAUGCAAAGAACAUCGGCCCAUACGCAACUUCACGGCCCAGCACUUUCGUCCACACCAUGGAAGCCACCAGAUGGCCAAUGCCAGCCACGACCAGGCCCAGGCCCACGGGCUCGAGUUAGCUUUCGACCACCACGGUAACUUCUCAAUCACCAUACACCAUGUGACUCUGCAGGACAGCGGUGUCUACUGUUGUCAGGUGUUAGAAAUCAAGCACCACCACCUAGACCAACGGUCCUACGGGUACAUGGAGCUGCAGGUACAGACAGGCAAAGACUCACCAUCGACAUGCACCGCAUACCCAUCUAACGAGCAGGAGAGUGACAGUAUCACAGCUGCAGCCCUGGCCACGGGUGCCUGCAUCGUGGGGAUCCUCUGCCUGCCACUCAUCCUGCUGCUGGUCUAUAAGCAGAGGCAGGUGGCUUCUCACCGCCGUGCCCAGGAGUUGGUGACGAUGGACAGCAACACCCAAGGUAUCGAAAACCCAGGCUUUGAGAACACCCCACCCUUCCAGGGGAUGCCCGAGGCAAAGACCAGACCCCCACUGUCCUAUGUGGCUCAGCGGCAACCUUCGGAAUCAGGACGGCAUCUACUCUCUGACCCCAGCACACCUCUGUCUCCUCCAGGCCCUGGGGAUGUCUUCUUUCCAUCCCUAGAUCCAGUCCCUGACUCCCCUAACUCUGAAGUCAUCUAAACCAGCUUGGGGACCACGGACAAUGGUACCUGGAUUAGGGGCAGGUGCAUUUGAUCUAUGGCUGGCCUUUUAAACAGACCUUUAGGCAUUGGCCCCAGCCUCCCCUCUCCUGAUCUGAGUCUAGACUUCGCUUUACAAGAUGUGUGGACCCUCCCCACUACCACUUCUGGAUGCUACACGGGGUUGGGGCGGGGUGGGGAGAAGAUGCUGGACUGCUCAUUGCUGUUCUCAAGAUCUUGGGGUGCCCAGUGCUCCCUAGAGACUUCACAUUGCCAGCACAGAUGCCAAAUGACUUUAGAAGUCCCGGAGUAUCCGGCUUGGCAGCAGCUUUUCUUCGUGGGAACCAGCAGCCCAGAUGGGAUGAGGUAACCACCUUGCCACCCUCCCAAGCAAGGGACACAAGCCAUGAGAGACUCCUGCCCUGCUGUGGAUAUGUGGUUGACCUGCUCUUUUGUCUGAGGAUGCUCUGUUGGCCUGACUAUCCCCGAGACUCUGGAGCUUGGCUUGCCUAUGCCCCACGAGGGGAGCUUCCUCAACAGCCUGCCAGCCAUUUGAGGGUCUGUCAACAGUUUAAGUGACUCUGGGCUCUCAUGGCCUGUAUGGCAGUCCGCAGAGUUCAAUGGCCAAAGGCUCUGAAACAGGAAGUACAUGUUGUGUCCAGGA